UAUCCUUUGCUUCGUUUUUUCCUUUUCUUCCAAACAAAGCUCAUUUCUUUCACUGAAGCCUCCACGGAGAAGAAGAAACCUUCACUGCAAGACAAUGGCAUUUGCAGGCACAACCCAGAAGUGUAUGGCUUGUGAAAAGACCGUCUAUCUCGUCGACAAGUUGACCGCUGAUAACCGUGUCUACCACAAAGCCUGCUUCAGAUGUCACCAUUGCAAAGGAACUCUCAAGCUCAGCAACUACAAUUCCUUUGAGGGGGUCCUUUACUGCAGGCCACACUUUGAUCAGAUCUUUAAGAGGACUGGUAGUCUUGACAAAAGCUUUGAAGGGACACCUAAGAUCGUAAAACCAGAGAAACCGAUUGAUGGCGAGAAACGGGCAGCGAGCAAGGUUGCUAACAUGUUCGGUGGAACAAGAGAUAAAUGUCUUGGCUGUCAUAACACCGUGUUUCCAAUAGAAAAGGUUACUGUGAAUGGAAUUCCAUACCAUAAAACUUGCUUCAAAUGCUGUCAUGGAGGAUGCACGAUCAGCCCUUCAAACUACAUCGCUCACGAGGGGCGACUUUACUGCAAGCACCACCAUAUCCAACUGAUCAAGGAGAAAGGAAACUUGAGUCAGCUUGAAGGAGACCAUGAAAAGAUAACAAGGGAGAAAAUCAAUGGUGGAGAGGUGGCUUCUGAGGCCUGAUCUGCACAAUCUAGCUUUCUCUUCUAGCUAUCAGAUCAGAUAAGAUACCCUUAUAUCCUCCUCUGCUACCCUCAAGUCUUUUAAGGCUAUGUACUAAGAAAAGUACAAGCAUCCGUUGUGUUUCUUGUUAAAAGUGUGUUUUUUUGGCCUCUCUGUUUCUUAUAUAUUCAAAUAACAUGCUCAAACAGAUGCCAAGAAGAGUGGCAUGUUUGAUUUUCACCACCUUUCAUACUGAAGAAGAGUGGCAUGUUUAUGAAUCUGAAUCGUCUUCCUGUCAA
Molecule: messenger RNA, 963 nt
Organism: Cucurbita maxima (winter squash)
Lineage: Eukaryota; Viridiplantae; Streptophyta; Magnoliopsida; Cucurbitales; Cucurbitaceae
Product: LIM domain-containing protein WLIM1
Exons: 5
Coding region: 95-685 (196 amino acids)
Biological process (GO): actin filament bundle assembly
Cellular component (GO): plasma membrane; actin cytoskeleton
Molecular function (GO): actin filament binding
Source: RefSeq, a predicted model, not a curated record